Sparassis crispa is the source of this 2334-nucleotide messenger RNA. RefSeq lists its product with no specific name. NCBI's taxonomy places the organism in Eukaryota, Fungi, Basidiomycota, Agaricomycetes, Polyporales, Sparassidaceae. Bases 1 to 2334 code for a protein of 777 amino acids. The transcript has 6 exons. The record is from RefSeq and is a predicted model, not a curated record.
AUGCCUCUCACGACUGCGAACCCCGCUGAGACUCCCAACCAUCAUUCAAUCAACCUCAACUCGUCCUGUGUGGAGGCAACCAAUGCAGACUCUUCGCUUGAUGAACCAGAGGAUCUGCGUUUGUCACACUUUGAGAACGAGUGGUACGCCAAAACUUCUGAGGAUUAUAUCCUCGGCCCUAUGCCCACCGCACAAUUCCUGGACUUCCUACCAAUGAAGAACAUGGCGCGGAUGCCGACAGCGUGUGGCGCAUUCAACCAUCUGGACGAAUGGGACAUGGCAUCUGGAUUGCGCCACUCCAUCAAUAGCCACAAUCGCUGCCCAGGAUUUGUAUUUCAGUAUAACGACCCCGAAGAUGAAGAAGACCAACCCGCGCUUAUCAUGAGGAUGAACAGCGAUGACGACGACGUUCCUAGAGAAUACUGUGAGCUCUUCAUCGACAUACAGAAGGACGAACAUGGAGAUUUUCUCUGUGACCCUCCGCCAAGCGUGGACGGCGCCCGCCAUGACUUCCUCCGCAUCCUCGGCCAUGUCCACAAAUCCAAACGCCAAAAGGCGCGACAGGAAUUCGGCAGGAAUGUUUGCUGGGCCACUGAUGCCCUGGUGAACCAACACCGCCUACAUUAUUUCUCCGUGGCGAUCCAUGGAACCUCAGCACGACUCCUUCGAUGGGACCCUAGUGGACUGGUUGCAUCAGCGGCAUUCGACCUUCAUGAGAAGCCAGAGAUUUUGUGCGAGUUCCUCUGGAGGUUCGCCCACGCAUCUACAGUCGAGAGAGGUUACGACCCGACGGUCGAGCCAGCUUCUAAAAAUGAGGAGUACCGCUUCAAGACGGUGCUCUCUCACUAUCUUUGCGUGCAAUUGGGUCUUUCCCUCAGAAACGACUCGCUCGACAGCCUCUCCGACAGCGACCGUAUUAUUCUCCAAAAUUCCAUCGACAAGCACUACGAUCCUGGGCACGUGGCUGCUGUUAGCAUCGUUGAAAAGGCGGAUAAAGCUGGCGUGCGUCAACUCAAGCGCUGCUUGGUGUGCAGGCCGGUCUCCACGUACGCCUCUAUGCGGAGAGGCUGUAUGCGUGGAUUCUGGGGAGUCGUCGAUCGCGCCAUCGUCUUUCUCAAGGACACAUGGCGUGAAUGGUCACUCACCGACCAAUGUGAAGGAGACGUUCUCGAGGAACUUCACAAAGCAGGCGUCAGGCAUAUUCCUCAGUUUUCUGGGAUGGCCACCUUCCAGCGGACAACGCGGAGUAGGAGCAACGCGUUGAUGAACACGCCAGCGUUUCAACGAACUCAGACUGAUAGAUACCGAAUGGCGGAGUGGUUAUGCCGCAGCGACCGCCAAAUAUUGGUACGCUCGCGCGUUCACUACCGACUGAUACUUACCACGGUCGGCCUUCCGCUGCAAGACAUACGGGGCACAGAGGAGCUCCUCCACGCAACUUACGAUGUAUAUGAAAGUAUCAUCGACGCAAGGGUCAAGGCAAAGGUGUUCCACCGUGAUAUCAGCAUAGGUAAUGUCUUGCUUUUCAAGGAGCCCGGUGAAGACAUUCGCCAUGGGUACCUUAUCGACUGGGAGCUAUCGUCGCAUAUCAGAGAUGAUGGGCUAUCCGAGAGUGACUGGACAGUCGGCACCCAAGCUUUCAUGUCUCACCGUCUAGAUACAGGGAACGGCAGGCUGCGACACACCAUCGAAGAUGACAUGGAGUCUCUGCUCUACGUUGUCCUGUAUUGUGGCCUGCACUGGCUUCCUCAUGAGCUCGAUGCAGACAAGGCAGUCCAGGCAAUAUUUUUCAACCGCGAGGUGGUCUCCCGCAAUGAGAGUGGCCGAACGGAACUCCGGUCGAUGGAACCAGGCGAGGGUAAAUUGCAAAAUAAGAAGAAUCGGAAGUACGUCGACCCAUCCCGGUUUGCUGAGCCGUUCGGUGUUUGGCUGGAGACUUCGAUGAACUACAACCACCCCCGUGAGGAAGAGGAUUCGUCAGCGUCAAAUGCCGUCUCCGCGCGCGAAAAUGGUGAUUGCUCCGAUGCGGCAGUUUCUCCAAAUCCCUGUGAGGGUAACUGGGAUGGCCCAACACCGUGGAAGCUAUACUGGGAGCAGUACAAAGCCAACGAAUACUUGCCCAAGAAUGACAAGAAGCCUCAUUUCAACAAGUACGAUGAAUCAGAAGCCAAGCCCAAGGAUGUGACGAGGGUGGUCGUGCACCGAGCAGGGAUACCACCGAACAAACGGAAGGCCCGUCACCAGCGCGAGCCGGCGGAUGGUGAUCUGAUGCAUAGGGACGGAGAACCGGCGAAUGGCAGGCCAGCGAAACGUGCGAGGAUAUCAGCAAGGUAG